GGAGAAGAAGAAGAAGAAGAAGAAGAAGAAGGAGGAGAAGAAGAAGAAGGGGGGUGAGAGAGAGAAGGGGCGCACAGAGAGUGCACUGUUAGAGGAGGAGUGUUAACACACAGCGUAGGUAGAUAACCGGACAAACGCUGCCGCUUCUGCUGCUGCUGCUGCUACAAGCCCGAAAAAGGGAGCGAAACGGUGAGAAACAGAGAGGGAGAUUCACACGUACGAGGAGUGAAGCAGGAGAGUGUUGUGACUGUUUGGGCAACAGGAGCUUGCGGUGGCCAGGAAGAGGGCAGCCAAGCCUGGGGAGAUGCUGUGAGGAAGCGUGCCAAGUGAUGGAGCUUAAAGUAGCCAACAGGCGGACACAAUUAGUCAGAAUGGAUGAUCAGGACAGAGUAAGCCAAGCAUCCAGUGUGGCCACAAUUUCCUACUUCCCAGUCAUGAAGGAAAGUGAUGGAAAGGUGCAAACAUUUGGGAAAAGGUGCCAGGCUGCCAAGAGGGACCCCAACUGUCCUGUGGUCAUUAGAGGAUGGCUCAACAAAAAAGAUAGUUCUGGUUUGAAGCUGUGGAAGAGAAGAUGGUUUGUCCUCUCCAACUACUGUCUGUUUUACUAUAAAGACAGCAGAGAAGAGUCUGUGCUUGGCAGCAUCCCGCUCCCGAGCUACAAAAUCCUGUUCUGUACACCGCGCGAAUGCAAGAACAGAAAGUUCACCUUCAAGGUGGUGCACCAGGGAAUGCGUUCUUAUUUCUUCAGCGCUGACACUCAGGAGGAUAUGUUGGGUUGGGUCCGAGCCCUCAGCCAGUCCGCUGCAAUGGAGCCAGAGAGCUCCAUGAACAGGCGCUGCUCAAGUUAUCAGGAUUUCACACAGAUAGGUGGCAGCAGUGAAUCGGUGGACUUCCCUAAAUCCCCCUCCGAUGGAGAGGGUUCCUCCCAAAAGCACAGGCACGUCAGCAGGACUCUGAGUGAACCGAGUCAGCUCAGCGGCGGGAGGAUGGGGACGUCACACUUGGAGCAGAGGGGGAGGCGGAGUGUGCGUCAGAGAAACAGCAGCCCUUCAAACAGAACACCCAGCCCCCCUGAAUUCAGCAGAAGAAGAGCUUACGGUCCCAAUCAAGAGGAGGAUUCUCUUCCCAGCCAAAACACGCCACCCAUGCAGACAGAAAUCAUGGGAACAGGUUCUUUGACCUCCAGAGGUCAGCUGGGGUCACGACCUCAUACGCCAGUGGGGAGGGUUGACAUUCGACCUCAGGACGACCCGGUCAUGGUGCCACAGACCCUGUACUAUGCACCUGCCUCACCUAACCUGGAGUUCAAAUCCACUCCUACCACUCCAGUCUCAGAGAGAUGGCAAAACCUAAGCAAGCCUACGCCUACAUAUGGUUCAGUCCAUCAUGUCCCGAGUGGGAGAAGACCUUUAGGAAAGAGCUACUCUACAGGGGCGCAUGCAGACUUACUGCCCCCUUUGCCCCCCUCAUCGAGGGCCGCACACGCUCCGCACCCACCACCACAUCACCACCACCACCAUCACCACCAUCACCGCAGCCAUUUGUCUGUUUGUGUGCUACCGCCAGCUAUGGCUCAAAAGCCUGAUUCGAGGGAAACCCCACCGAUGAGACCUCUUGAAAGUGAUGCAGAUGCUGUGUUGACAAGGUUGUGUGGGUGUGACAAGCUGCUACAGUCACUGUCUGUAGAACUGGCCCAGCUGCAAAUGGAUAAGGAUAGUGUCCAUUGUGCAUUAGAGGUAUCCAGACUGCAGCUGGAGGAGUGGCAGAGCCAGGGGCCCCGGGCCCAGGAGGAGGCAUUGACCCAGAAGGCUUUGCUCCAGGAAGAACUGGUCACAAUCCGGGCCAGAAUGUGUGACGUAUCAUUGGAAAUGGAGAGGGUCUGGAGCCAAUAUGAGAGAAUGGAAAGUGAACUGUCUGUUAUACGCUCACACCUUCAGCACAUCUGUAACUUUGGAAUGCCACAGGAGCAGUCUCAGGCUCAGAGAGAGCUGUGGAUGAUGGAGGACAUCCUCUCUGGACUGAAGGUCAACCGGGAUCAUUUCCGCCUCUUACUGGGACUACAGAGACACCACAUGUUCCAGCCAGCGGCCCCACAUCCUGGAUCCCCUGGCUCUCCCACAGAGAGGCUGCAGAGUGGACUGCCAGUGGAUGUGGAACAAGAGCCACCAGUCCGCCCAGCGUUACCCCAAGAGCUACUAGAAAGCCUCCAGAGCAGGGACCAAGGCCAUGGCUACACAGAGUCACCAUAUGAGGGAAUCUACAGCCAUGCUGUUGAUCCUGUACACAGAAGAGGGAACAGCCAGCCUGAUUUCCUUAAUGUGAAAGCACAGAGAGACGCAUCCGAAUCUCACCCUGGCUCAAAGUGGAACCCACCAGAUGCAACCAACCAAUCAACCAAGAAGAUGAAGAUGAGUGAAGAGGAGCAGAUUGAGAGGAUGAAGAGAAAUCAAGAGAGGCUGACUAAUAAGAAGAAACCACCCAUACCCACUCCAGGUGCCCAGAGUCAGAGUUCAGAAACACGAGAGGAGGCCCCCUUUCCUUUAAGGGUGACCCGAGUUGUUACAGCUGUACUGCCAUCCUCUCUUGUGGCCCGGCGAGUUUCCGUUGAGGAUCCCCCAGCUGAGCUUGACACACCACUGCCUGAGCAGAUCCCAGCCUGAGAUGCAGCAAAGACUGGCUGAGCAGAGUAAAAAAAUGUUGAAUAAGCCACCAAGGCGUCUGCUGCUGGAGAGCCCCGAUCAAAACCGGUCUUCAGCAGAAAUGCACCAGGAUCAGUCCGUUAAAAAGACGAGUAGACAGCAGCAUCUAGGAGUGUUGAGGUCUUCCAAGAAAGAGUCACGACCUGACGGGAGCAGAGAAGAGUCUGCAGACAACUCAAGGAAUCAUGCUCGAGACCAUGCAGGUUUAAGAAAUGGAAGAUUGAGCUCAGACAUCAGGGCGGAGGAACGACCCUCUGCCCUCCUGACCCCUGACAUGGACCCUGACCUCUCUCUGACCCCUGAGCAGAGGGAGGCCAAACUCCGACGAGUGGAACGAAUACGGGAGAGAGUUAUACGGAGUGCAGUCAGAGAGAAUGUUACUACACACAAUCAACUACCAAUCAGGGGGGAGGGGCAGGAAGUUCACCAGGUGCCCCCUGACACAGCUCGAAAACAAAGGAAUGAAAUCAGGUACGUACAGUGUUUCCCAAUAAAAAAUCAAUUACUUAAGGAGGUGAACUGAGAUCAUGUAGCUAAAACGAGGCUACAGUUUAAUUGAUUUCAGUUGCAUUAGCAUAAUAGGUUCCUUUUUUGCUUAGGAAGCUAGCUUUUCCUGGGCAUAGGUAUUACAGUAAAAUACCAACAGAAUUCUAUAUGAGUGGAAGCAUCUGCUUCCAACCACUUAUGCAUUAACUUACUGGCAGGGUCUGCUCUGCCCCUGUUUUCAGACCAUGAAGACCAACCAUCUUAUGAUGGCUCUGGAAGCUGUGUGGGUAACACAAAAACUCCUGCAGAACUUCAGCUUUCUAGUGGAACAUCUCAGGAUGAAGAUGAAAGAGAUGGCCAUGUUAAAAAAUCUAAAAGUCAAGCCAAGUUUGGGGACAAACCACAACGCAAAGAUCACAGCAGAAGAACAGGGGUUGCCAAAAGUAAAAUCAAGCGUCCAGCUUCGCCAUAUCAUAUCUCAUCUAUGACCAUCUACCAAAAAGACGGAGGCAAGGGAUUCAUGGGUUGCAAGGUUGAAGAUGGAGAAAAAGGUCGAAGAACCUGCUGCUGAUGAUAAUGAAAGUAAUUUUUCAUCGUCCGAUCUGAGAACCAAAUGGUUCCUCUCCACAAACCAGUGGCAAGGGUUCAUACCUUUGCAGAUCCCUGGCAUAGACUCAUUGUGCAAUGAGGAGAUGACAGACAUUGAGCAGCAACCAGCAUGCACUGAUGACGUGACUGAUUCCAGUGAAAUGUCAUCUACUGUGUGUCAAAGCUUGGAGAAAAUGAAAGAGAACCAUUCACUCUUCUAUAAGAUUGCAUGUGACAUCAGUAUCUCAGACACAGACAUAACAAAGAACGAUGAGAAUACCAAUGCCCAAACGUCAUCUAGGCCAGAAGCCGAAGAGCUGUUAAUCACUGAGACUCUACCAGAUGGUGCGUCCAGUAAUGAUGGGAGAUCUCCUCACCAAGAGAGCAAGAAUUCUAGCCUAAGUUUGCCAGUUGAUGUUGAUGAAAGCAGCUGCUCAAAUGAUAACAAACUCCAAGAUUCAACAAUGGAAACCCAGGACAAAGUAGUGUUAAAUACCUCAAAUACCAGUCCAGCAAAAGAGACACGUGUUUAUGAAGAGAUCCAACAAAAAGAACAUGAAGACACCUCAAGGCAAGAGAGUCAGUUAAAAGUCCAAGAGACUAAUCAUGGAGCUUCUGGUCAGGAUGCUGAUUCUAACCAGGAACUGGAUGAAUGUACAAAGACGAGAGAAGAACACAGUCAGGCAAAAGAGUCUGAAGAUAGAAGGGUGGACCAAGAGAGAUCUGAGGAGCUGAAGAAAUCUAGUAGUUCAGGUGAGGAGAACAAAGAGACAGCCCAAGAGCGAGGCGACAGCAACUCUAUCGCUCCAUCCAGCUCCGUGUAUGAGGGUGGGCGUGUGAUUCGCAGUGCCUCUUUUGGGAAGGCACGAGUAACGGUAAUAAGGACAAGUUUGUAGAAGCAAGAACAGUGACGUCUUAAGGAGCUUAAUGAACGAACUUGGGAAAGACAAGAACUAAGUUAAGUGAUUUAUGGUAAAGGAAAAUGUCCCAGGAGAAGGACUUAAAGUGAUUGAAGGAAACUGGGCCUAACUUUGAAGGUAGAGGUGGUAAAAUGGGAACAUAUAAUAUCAGAGAUAGACAUAGUCCUUGGUAAACUUGAACUUUUCCAUUAUUCAUAAUAUGUGAUUUGAAAUGGAUGCACAUAAAACAGUCUUAAGAAAAUUUCAUCAACACAAUGAAUGCAAGUAUAGUGCUGUUGCAGUUAGUUGAACACCAAAUAUCUUAUGUAUCAUUGCAGUCAAAUACAUGCACGAAGUUUGAGGUUAACUCUUUCAUUCCUCUCCGAAUAUACCUAACAUGACUUAGAAAUCAUAGAUGAUAGCUGCUUAUGGAUGGCAACAUAACCCUGUGACUGACCCGGUAACUAAACGUGUUUUGUAUCUCAAAUAUCCUGAUUAAUAAACAUGCUGUGUGCUAUAUUGA
Molecule: messenger RNA, 5195 nt
Organism: Lates calcarifer (barramundi perch)
Lineage: Eukaryota; Metazoa; Chordata; Actinopteri; Centropomidae
Product: pleckstrin homology domain-containing family A member 4
Exons: 23
Coding region: 330-2660 (776 amino acids)
Source: RefSeq, a predicted model, not a curated record